Messenger RNA from Marasmius oreades (fairy-ring Marasmius), 1178 nucleotides. RefSeq lists its product as uncharacterized. The transcript has 4 exons. NCBI's taxonomy places the organism in Eukaryota, Fungi, Basidiomycota, Agaricomycetes, Agaricales, Marasmiaceae. The record is from RefSeq and is a predicted model, not a curated record. The coding region runs from base 173 to 997 and encodes 274 amino acids.
CACCCUUCCUUCUUUCCUCCAUCACCUUUCCCCCUCGACAGAGUCGACUUGGACGUCCUCGCUUGAAGCAGAGACGCAUAUCGAACAUUCCGAUCUUUUUAUUUCAAAGACCAAGCUAGCAAAUUAGUUUAUCCAAACAUCUCACUUUCAUUCAUUCUUUUAAUUCUCGAAAAUGAAGUUCACGACUGCUCUUAUCGCGACAACUGCUUUCGUCAUGUCCGUCUCUGGCAUGCCAGUUAAACGGGACGUGGAUCCCAAUCUAGUACCCCAGUUUGGACUCCAGGCAGGAUUGAACCCGACUGGGACUGGUGAUUGUGAUGGUAUUCCAGGAGGACCCAAGAUCCCUUGUUCUUGCCCUCCUGACCGUGCUGAGUUCAUUCGGCAACUCAACGCCAACGUCAAUGCUGGCCACGCAGUCAACAACCCAUCUGUUGCCGUCCAAUUCCCGACAAGUAACUCCAAAGAAGACCAGAUCGCUCGUAUUCAAGCAUCUUUGGUGACUUUGCAGAACCUCAAGGGUCCAGGCGUGGGGUGCCCUGCUGCUUCAACCACCUUCGUAAAACAACAACAGGCUAUCGAAAGUGGCGCUGCACCCCCCGCACCCCCACCUGCUGCACCUGCCCCACCACCACCACCACCAGCAGCCGCUCCUCCUGCUGGAGGCGUUCCCGCCAACCUCAUUCCUGAAUACGGUCUCCAAGCCGGAUUGAAUCCAACAGGAACUGGUGAUUGUGAUGGUAUUCCAGGUGGACCCAAGAUCCCUUGCUUCUGCCCUCCUGAUCGUAAUGACUUUAUCAAGCAAUUGAACGACAACGUCGCCGCUGGACACGCGGUCAAGAAUCCAGCAGCACCCGUUUCAUUCCCGACUGGUAACUCCAACGAUGAUCAACGCCAACGUCUCCUUGCUUCGCUCAUUACCCUGCAGAACAUGAGAGGUUCUGGUGUUGGUUGCCCGGCUGCUUCGACAACUUGGGUGAAACAACUCAACGCGUUGUAAGCAAUACACAAAGUCGUAGCAACGUUUACGGGUUUUUACCCCCGGAGAAAUGGUUGGAUUAACCCCCAUCCGGUCAUGCUUGCGUGGCCCCUCACAUUAGCUAGCACAUCCCCCAUUGUCUUUGAUUUUGAAGAUUGUUCGUCAGUACCUAUGAAGGUUGAAAUAAAGGAAGAGUGCACCA